UUUAUGGCUUUUCAGCCGAGCGCUCCAUCUUCUUCUUCCCCCCUCCUCCUUUCUUCUGAUUCUCAUCUCCAGAUUUCUCAUCCCCCUUCCCAUAAUCCAGUUCUAUCAAGUAUGAUGGGGGAAAAUUGCGAUUUAGAUAUAAUGCCUCCAAGGAAGAAGAAUAAAGGAUCAAAUAAGAUGUGUGAUAAGCUGAAUCUAAAGAAGAAGACGAUACUGAGCAAAUCACAGAAACGGAAGCUGAAGAAAUUGGAGGAAGAUAAGGAGAAAGAGAUCAUCUCUGCAAAAACCGCAGAGUUGUUAGACAAGUAUAAAAUAUCAGAGGAUAUGUCGUCGCUUUUACAAUCCUCAACAGUGAUCGGAAGAUCAGCUACGAAGCUGGAGAAACGUAGGAGAGCAAUGCAACUCUCUAAAGCUGGUGUUGUGACUGAUCAUCAUUCUGAUGAAUCAGUCGAGCAAAGAGACGACUUUGACUCUUGUAUCUCCGAGGCUACAUCACCGGAACAUGCUGAAACCCCAGUUCCGAGCUUUGAAGCUGCUCCUGAGCAACAGAUUCGUACCCCUGAACAAGAAGUCUGCCAAGAAGAUGUGGAUAUGAUUCUACUACAGACAAGUCGGCGUGAUGAUGAAGAAGACUCAGAGAGAAUGGAUGAAGAUGUAACUGUACAAGGACCUCGUGUGGCCUCGUUUGUAGUCCAUGUUACAAGACCAGCGGAAGUUGAAGAGACGAGGAAGGAUCUUCCGAUAGUAAUGAUGGAGCAGGAGAUAAUGGAAGCUAUUAAUUAUCAUCCCACCGUUAUCAUUUCAGGACAAACCGGGUGUGGUAAAACCACUCAGGUUCCUCAGUUUCUUUAUGAAGCUGGUUUUGGUUCAAAGCAAUUCAGUUCUCGAAGUGGGAUUAUCGGUAUAACUCAACCACGCCGUGUCGCUGUCCUUGCCACCGCCAAGAGAGUGGCGUUUGAGCUUGGUGUCCGUCUCGGUAAAGAAGUCGGGUUUCAAGUUAGGUACGACAAGAAGAUUGGCGAAAACUCCUCUAUCAAGUUUAUGACCGAUGGGAUUUUACUUCGUGAAAUUCAGAAUGAUUUCUUGUUGAGGCGAUACUCUGUGAUAAUUCUCGAUGAAGCACAUGAGAGAAGCUUGAACACAGACAUUCUAAUUGGGAUGCUCACUCGGGUCAUCAAAAUCCGACAAGAAUACUACGAGGAGCAGAAAAAGUCUCUACAAUCUGGAGGCACAAUAGCCUCAGAGAACCAAAUCAUCAUGCCGCUUAAACUGAUAUUGAUGAGUGCAACUUUGCGAGUGGAAGAUUUUGUAUCGGGGAAAAGGUUAUUCCCUAAGUCACCUCCGCUUAUAGAGGUUCCCACUCGACAGUAUCCCGUAACUAUACAUUUCUCCAAGAAGACUGAGAUUGGUGAUUAUAUCGGUCAAGCCUAUAAGAAAGUGAUGUCGAUUCACAGAAAGUUACCACAAGGAGGAAUACUUGUUUUCGUGACCGGGCAGAGAGAAGUUGACUAUUUAUGCGAGAAGUUGCGGAAGUCUUCAAAGGAACUUGUUGAUCAAGCUGCUAAAAGAGAUGCUUCCGAGAAGAAGAAAUGUGAAGACGCUGGUUCAUUUGGUGGUGUUGACAUGAAGGAGAUUGCUGAAGCAUUUGAUGAUGGCUCACAGGGAGAAGAUCCUUCUGAAACAGGUGACUAUCGUGAUGAUUUUGAAGAAGAAGAAGACAUGAAUGAGUCUGAUGAAGAAAGCGACUGGGAAACCGUCGAUGACGGCUUUGCCAAUUCAUUUGACGAAGAAGGGAAGAAGCUUGAUGCUCUCCGAGCAGCGUUUAAUGCUUUGGCAGGCAAAAAGGAAUCCGAAUCUGCUGAGCCAACAAGAUCCAUUGCAGCAGAGAAUCAAGAAACUGAGGAGGAAAAAAAAACAUUUGCUCCAGGAAAACUACGCGUUCUCCCGCUUUACGCGAUGCUAUCUCCAGCUGCACAGCUCCGAGUGUUUGAGGAAGUUGAGGAAGGAGAAAGACUUGUGGUCGUGGCGACUAAUGUAGCGGAAACUUCUCUGACUAUUCCUGGUAUAAAGUAUGUGGUUGAUACGGGUCGGGCUAAAGUGAAGAACUACGACAUCAAGACUGGCAUGGAAACUUAUGAAGUAGAUUGGAUUAGUCAAGCUUCGGCUAGUCAACGAGCUGGAAGAGCUGGACGAACUGGACCUGGUCACUGUUAUCGUCUCUAUUCAUCUGCUGUUUUUAGCAACAUAUUCGACGAAUCUUCCCCUCCUGAAAUCACCAAAGUCCCUGUUGAUGGAGUCGUUCUUCUUAUGAAAUCUAUGAAUAUUCCAAAGGUUGAGAAUUUCCCGUUUCCAACUCCGCCUGAGCCAUCAGCUAUUAGAGAAGCAGAACGAUGCUUAAAAGCUUUAGAGGCUCUCGACAGCAACGGACGGUUAACUCCAUUAGGGAAGGCUAUGUCUCACUAUCCCAUGAGUCCACGUCACUCAAGAAUGCUUCUCACAGUCAUCCAAAUGCUAAAAGAGGCUCAGAAUUACUCCCGCGCGAAUCUUGUCCUCGCAUACGCAGUUGCAGCUGUAGCCGCGUUGAGUUUACCAAACCCUUUGAUAAUGCAGUUUGAAGGAGAGAAGAAAACCGAGUCUGAAGAAGAUGCAGGCAAAACCGUAAAGCAGGAAGAUAAACAACGGAGAAAAGAUCGGAAAGACAAGAUCAAAGCCGCGCGGGACAAGUUUUCCAACCCGAGCAGCGACGCUUUGACGGUAGCUUACGCGUUGCAUUCCUUUGAGGUCUCGGAGAAUGGAAUGGGCUUCUGCGAGUCGUACGGCUUGCAUUUGAAGACCAUGAACGAGAUGUCUAAGCUCAAAGAUCAGCUUUUGCGUCUUGUUUUCAGCUGUUGCAAGCCUUGUGAAACUGGAAACGUUUUCUCAUGGACUCAUGGGACUAUACAAGACGUAGAGAAGUCAUGGAGAGUCACCGCGUCUUUGUCUUCCUCAAAAAGCCCGCUUUUACAGAACGAAGAAGAGCUCUUAGGAGAAGCCAUAUGUGCGGGAUGGGCAGACCGUGUAGCCAGAAAGACUAAAUCGACGGAGUACCAAGCCUGCGCGGUUCAAGAACCGGUUUUCUUGCACCGUUGGUCGUCUCUCAUAAACUCGGCCCCAGAGUUGUUAGUCUACAGCGAGCUCCUACUCACCAACAGACCGUACAUGCACGGUGCGACACGUGUGAAGCCCGAGUGGCUGGUUAAACACGCAAAGUCUCUCACUGUGUUCUCCGCUCCGCUCAAGGACCCGAAACCGUAUUACUCGAGCGAGGUGGAUAGAGUUUUCUGCUGGGUCGUUCCUAGUUUCGGUCCUCAUCUUUGGGAGCUUCCGGCUCAUAGUGUGGCAGUAAGAGACGAUAGAGACCGAGCAGCGGCUUUUGGAUGCGCAUUGCUUCAAGGAGAGGUAUUGCCUUGUUUGAGAAGCGUUAGGCAGUUACUGGCUGGGAAACCUGAAACGUUGUUGGAAAGAGAAGCUUGGGGUUUAGAAAGAGUUGGGAGUUUGGUGAGAGCGCUGGAAGAGAAGAAGAUUGAUAGUUUGGAGAGUUUGAGACAGAUUUGGGAACAGAAUUCGAAUGUGCUUUACUUGGAGAUUCAAGCUUGGUUUCAGAAGAAUUCUCGUCAUCUUGUUAAAGAGCUCUGGCAGAGAAUGCUUCAAGAGGCUGAGGUUUUGCCUUUUGAACGAUCUGGGAAGUUGAAGAGGUCAAGGAGAUGAGUGUGUUUUUGAAUUUUUUACUUUAAAUUAGUAAAACAUAGAACGGUGUUCUAUUAAAAGAUAGAUAAUUUUAGUUUAUUUGCUUCAGAAGCUUUUA
This is a messenger RNA of Eutrema salsugineum, 3844 nucleotides long. RefSeq names its product ATP-dependent RNA helicase DEAH13. The transcript has 8 exons. Gene Ontology annotation, biological process: maturation of SSU-rRNA from tricistronic rRNA transcript (SSU-rRNA, 5.8S rRNA, LSU-rRNA). The coding region runs from base 4 to 3747 and encodes 1247 amino acids. Gene Ontology annotation, molecular function: ATP binding; RNA binding. Gene Ontology annotation, cellular component: nucleolus; intracellular anatomical structure. Lineage: Eukaryota; Viridiplantae; Streptophyta; Magnoliopsida; Brassicales; Brassicaceae. The record is from RefSeq and is a predicted model, not a curated record.